AAAAAAAUCAUUUGAAUGGAAAAGUUGUAUUCAACAAAGUUGUAGAUAUCUUUCUUGGCUAACUACUGGAAUUUGAAUUACAUGCACUGGAUUUGUAGUUUAUGAGAUAUGACCAAAACGGUGAUCACCUGUCACUUUCCAUCGCAACUGCAAAUGUCUGAUUUCUUUGAGAAAUAUGUCCAUUCUACGAUUGUUAUUUGGUUAUGUGUUCUUCAUAAUAGUUGUAGAUCAAGAAGAUCUCAAUGUAAUGCAACUGGUAUCACAAACUUUGGGCAAGCAUGCGCCAAGUUAUGAUCAAGAUACAAACAUGUGUCUUUAUGCAUUGUCCAUUUUCAUCAAAAGUGGCCAUAUAGGCGACCCCUUCUUGGUUUUUGAGCUUCCUUUCAUGAUUUCAUCAUCUCUUGGACUCUUCUCAUUGAACAAUUGGUCAACAUAUCUUGCAAACUUCCGUAGCAAUUCAUUUGUUGGCAAAAAAUGCCACUUUCUUCACGCAAUUGACACGAAAUUUGGCCAAACAUGUUAUGAAUGUGAUUUUUACCCGAUUUCAUGAAACUUGAACCAAAAUAUAUAAAACAUGCCUUGUUUUUUAUAUUUUCAAUCCAAAAAUCGCUUAAAUUUGAUAAGAAAAAUAAGUACAAAAAUGAACAUACCACUUCCUUUUCUUUAAAACGAAAGGAGAAGAGGGUGAGGUGGUUAAGAAUAUCCUCCAGACUUAUGAGGUGUUGUCGUGGCAGGUCAUUAAUUAUGAUAAAUCAAGUGUUGCCUUUAGUAGGAAUGUCGAGCCUGCUGUUGGUGAAGUACUUUGCUCAAUUCUGGGGGUGUGCAAGGAAGGGAUCACCACGAAAUAUCUGGGAUUACCGUCUCUGGUGGAUCCGAAUAAGGAGACUUUGAGUUACUUGAAAGAGCGAGUAUUGAAACGACUACAAAGCUGGAAUAAUAGAUUUCUCUCCGUGCUGUGAGAGAAAUACUCCUGAAGACGGUUAUCUAAUCUAUGCCGACGUAUGCACUCAAUGUAUUUUUACUACCAGAUGAGUUAUGUAAUGAGAUUCAGAUGCUUAUGAAUGGCUAUUGGUGGAGGGGUAAUGAUCUUACUGGGAAGGGAAUUAUAUGGAAAAAAUGGCAGACAUUCUUCCCUUCGAGAGCAAAAGGUGGCUUGAGUAAGCGGUUGAAAGAAUUUAAUUUGGCCAUGUAGGGUAAACAAGGAUGAAUAUUAGUGACUGACCCGACGUCUUUGGUUAGCAGAGUUCUCAAGGCCAUGUAUUUUCCACUCACCACCUUCGAAGAAGCUCGGUUGGGGAGUCAUCCCUCUUUUAUUUGGUGGAGUAUCACGGCAGCUCAAAGGGUAGUAUUGGAGGGGACAAGGUGAAGAGUUGGUAAUGACAAGGAAAUUUAUGUAUAGAAUGAUGCUUGGCUUCCAUGCGCAAGCAAUGGAAAGGUGAAUUCUGUGCGGCCAAGUUGAGUUUGGAUAUGAAUGUGGCUGCUUUAUUGUGUGAAAACGGAAAAGAAUGGAAUGUAGAGAGAGUAAGAUCCAUUUUAUCAGCAGAUGAAGCCUCGAUUAUCAUGAAUAGGUGUUUUAAAAUAGGCACAUGAACUCGAAAAGGGCACAAAUCAACAAAAGGUGUUACAAAUUCCUAUCCUUUGGACUUUGUGAUAAUUUAAUUUGGU
Cuscuta europaea is the source of this 1665-nucleotide messenger RNA. Lineage: Eukaryota; Viridiplantae; Streptophyta; Magnoliopsida; Solanales; Convolvulaceae. The record is from the annotation of a GenBank genome assembly.